AUGCACAGUACGCAGACUAGACGUGUCCCUUACGUUUCAAAGGACGGAACUCCCCAUUAUGACGGAAUUAAAUCAGCUACCCGUGAUUUAAUUAGUGGAAAAGAUGCAAAAUACGAUCAGGAAAAUAUACCAAAUGGCGCUGAAUUAGUAAAUGGAUCAAAUCCAGCGAUUCCUGAUGCAUAUGUGGGCUAUUCUAACAUUCCCAACCAGAUUUUUAGGAGAGCUGUCCGCAAAGGCUUCGAAUUCAAUUUGAUGGUUGUCGGCGAGACCGGUCUCGGAAAAUCUACAUUUAUCAACUCACUAUUUCUUACCGAUGUCUACAACGGGGAAAAUCCAGGUCCCUCAUGCAAAGCAAAACACGCUGUCGAGGUCCGGUCUUCUUCCGUAUUAUUAAAGGAGAAUGGCGUCUCGCUGAAGUUAACAGUUAUUGAUACUCCGGGUUUCGGAGACUCAGUAAACAAUAGCGAAUGCUGGCAGCCAAUUUUGGACUUUAUAGAUGCUCGAUUUGAUGAAUAUUUGGCUGCUGAAGGCCGUGUUUCUAGGAAUUCUGUAUCCAUUCCUGACAAGCGCGUGCAUGCAUGUUUGUACUUCAUCGCCCCGACAGGUAUGCAUACCAUAAACCACAUGUAUUGCGCAUAUCGCCUAGUAGUUUUUACCUUUUUGCAACAUAUUUACCACUUUCUAUAA
Molecule: messenger RNA, 687 nt
Organism: Dibothriocephalus latus
Lineage: Eukaryota; Metazoa; Platyhelminthes; Cestoda; Diphyllobothriidea; Diphyllobothriidae
Source: the annotation of a GenBank genome assembly